AUGUCUUUUGCGCCUCAAUUCACACCUAUUGCGGCCCCAGACGAGCCAUAUCCCAAUGGCCCUGCUCUCCUCAGUCCUGCCAUUAUCUGUGUCUCAACUUGCUAUCCUCUUGCUUAUCUUGAUAGCGCGCCGGUUUUAUCAGAGGCUAUCACGCACGAAAACGUUCAUUGUCUCAAGAUGGACCUGAUGUGGCUCUGGGCGGUUAUGCUUCCGACAGCACCAUCAACAUUUCGACGACUUCCACCCCGCCUAGGCGGUCAUUUAGGCGUACAACGGCCUUCCUCAGCUAUCAAGGAGGCUCUGCUUGUUGCCAGCGAUGGUAUUAGAGGCAAGGCCGGCGGGCGUCAUCCUACUCUGAUGUAUGAACCAAACGUCCCAAACGGUAAAUACGAGCAGCUGGUGGACGACGCCCUGAAGAAGCUGCCACUGAAGCGCCGCGAGGUCGAACGAUUGUCUAGAAGUGAUAAAGAUUGCGACGAAGAACUCGGAAGCCGCCACUGCUUGAUAGAGUAUCACGAUACGAAUGAGACAACAUAA
This is a messenger RNA of Trichoderma virens Gv29-8, 537 nucleotides long. RefSeq lists its product as uncharacterized. The coding region runs from base 1 to 537 and encodes 178 amino acids. The transcript has 2 exons. The record is from RefSeq and is a predicted model, not a curated record. NCBI's taxonomy places the organism in Eukaryota, Fungi, Ascomycota, Sordariomycetes, Hypocreales, Hypocreaceae.